Molecule: messenger RNA, 1513 nt
Organism: Agelaius phoeniceus (red-winged blackbird)
Lineage: Eukaryota; Metazoa; Chordata; Aves; Passeriformes; Icteridae
Source: RefSeq, a predicted model, not a curated record
UCACUCUGGACCAAGUGGUAACAUUAAGUGGUUGGAAGUAGAUAUCUAAAUAGGACAUAGGAGCUUUGGCCUAAAAUUGCCUGUUUUUCUCCACAGACUAUAAAGGCAGUCUAAGAUGAGUUGUUUUAUAUGUAGACAUGCACAGCUUAAGUGUAUUUCUGGCUAUUAUCUGUGCAAGAUUUUUUAUCUCAUACAGACCAUAUAACCUGUAUAGAAUAGUAGUGAAAUUAUGUGUUAACCUCUGUCCUAACCAAACACUUGGAAAAAGAAAUCGCUGAUCUAAGUCUUUGGCUUUGCUUUUUUAAGGUUUGUUAAAUGUAAAAUUAGGGUUAACACAGUGUACUAACAAGUUUGGCUGGUGGGUUGUAUCUAUUUCCAGAUGUGUCCCAUUCCUUGUGACAAAGUGAAGGAGGAAAUAACUCAUGAGAAUGAGGUUUCAUGAAAAUAGUCAGAUAAGCUCAUUUUGGAAGGUAUAGAAUGAUUCUUUUUUUGUUCUAAUAAGCAGGAACGUGGUGCGCAGGGUGAAGAUUUACACUCAUCUGCUGCAGAUUUUCCUAAAUGGGUGCUUUUAGACUCCAGCUUCCUUCAUUCCUGUGAUGGUCUGACUGCAGAGAGUCUGUGGUGCUUUUCUAAUGAGUCUGUGGUUGUUUUCUAAAGAGUAUUUUCUUACAGUUGUUUGUGUUAUCUGGAACAGAAUCCCUGGAAUGCCUUUCUCCAUCUUUGAGACAUCUUGUGUGAAUGAUCUGCUGGUAGCCUUUACAGCCCUGAACAUCAGCUCAGCUGAGAAGCUUCUGACAGUUCUGUGUUUCUUGGUUUUGUAAUUAGCUAUCAGUGUUAUUUCUGGAGCUCUGUAGGUGCACCAGGCUACUGUUGCUACUGAAGCUUUCACUGAGCACUCUUUUAAUUCCCAAGGAGUCCAUAGAACAAUGCUGGCAACUGGUUCAGGCUCCCCAAGGAAAGGAGCAGCAAAGUGGGAUGGGCUUUAUAACCUCUGUGCUUGCUGGGUCUUCAGAGGAGUGAUUAGUGACUCUAUAUAGUCAGGUACCUGAUUUUUUCCAAGGUGCUUUUUAAAUUUUUUUUUUUCAAUUUUUGUUGUGAAAUAACCAAGAAACUUCAGAUGCAGUAUUUUUUAUAUUUUAUUUAUUUUUGACAUGUGGAAUGGAGGUACAUUCAUUCCAUGCUGGCUGGAGUCAUGCUUUUGAAAGUAAGACAUAUUUACCCAGCUUAUUUGGUAACUGUGGGACUCUGUGGAUUGUGCCUUUUUUUAAACUUUAAUAAAUGAACUGUAUUCUCAGUAGUGGAAAGCCUGCACACUGGUGUGAUGGAGUUCAUAUUUCUUGUUUUAUAUUUUUCUUUUUUCCUCUGCCUCUGUGCCUUGGUGUGCCUUUAUUUUUCUGGCUGCCAAGAAAUGACAUAUAAGCAUGAAGAGGCAUGUUGUGGAGACAUUUUUUGGAUUUGAUGAAGAGUCUCUUGAUUCAGAAACUUCAUCUGUAACUUCCUACAACACAGAUAA